AUGACAAGUGCUGGCAUUGGAGGGGUCUCGUCUGCAGCUCUACUUGCAAAGGCUGGCUUUGACGUGACAGUCUUCGAGAAGAACAGCUAUACGGGUGGUCGCUGCUCUUUACUUCAUCAUGAUGGCUAUCGGUUCGACCAGGGACCUUCCCUCCUCCUUCUGCCCCAUAUCUUCCACUCUAUCUUCGAAGAUCUAGGUACAUCCUUAGAAGGCGAAGGAGUAGAGCUGCUCAAAUGCGAGCCCAACUACAACGUCUGGUUCCAUGAUGGAGAAAAAUUUGAGCUAUCGACAGAUGUGGCCCGCAUGAAGCAGGAGAUCGAGAGAUGGGAAGGGAAAGAUGGCUUCUCUCGAUACCUCGACUUUCUUCGUGAGGCACACGAGCACUACGAACUCAGCGUCACUCAUGUACUGAAGAAGAACUUUACAUCACUAAUGUCCAUGAUAAGGCCAACGUUUCUGCGGCACCUGCGCGCAUUACAUCCGUUUGAGAGUAUUUACUCCAGAGCGUCAAAAUACUUCUGGACGGAGAGGCUGAGAAGAGUAUUCACGUUCGGCAGCAUGUACAUGGGCAUGUCGCCCUUCGACGCACCUGGAACGUACUCAUUACUGCAGUAUACAGAAUUGUCCGAAGGAAUAUGGUAUCCGAGAGGAGGCUUUCAUAAAGUCGUAGAGGCACUAGAGAUGAUCGGCGUGCGAUUCGGUGUCAAAUACCGUCUAUCGACACCAGUGUCUUCCAUACUUCUCUCAGAGGAUCGAAAGACAGCACGUGGGGUCGUACUUCCGUCAGGUCAAACUGUUACAGCAGACGUCGUGAUCAUCAAUGCUGACCUUGUAUACGCGUACAACAGUCUCCUUCCACCAUCCCCGACUGCGAAAUCUCUCAAAGCCCGACCAGCAAGCUGUAGCUCCAUCUCCUUUUACUGGGCCAUGAAUCGCCAGAUCCCCGAGCUUACGGCUCAUAACAUAUUCCUCGCCGAGCAUUAUCGUGAGAGCUUCGACGACAUCUUCAAGAAGCAUCUGAUUCCGGAAGAGCCAAGUUUCUACGUCAACGUGCCUUCUAGAAUCGAUCCAAUCGCUGCACCGGAGGGAAAAGAUUCCAUCGUUGUCUUAGUCCCUGUUGGCCACUUGCUUGAUGAGGAGGAGGGUAGGGGACUAGAUGUGCGAAGCAAGCAGGACUGGGAGCACAUGAUAAACAUUGCCCGAAAGACAGUUUUUGCCACGAUUGAAACCCGAACAGGUGCGUCAAAUCUACAGUCAUCGCUAGUCAAGGAGAUUGUCAACACCCCGCAAAGCUGGCAAGACAGCUUGAAUCUUGACAAAGGGGCAAUUUUGGGACUCAGUCACAGCUUCUUCAACGUGCUCAGCUUCAGGCCCCGUACACAGCAUCCAAGCAUCUCACGACUGCACUUCGUCGGGGCGAGCACUCAUCCUGGUACUGGUGUACCAAUAUGCCUCGCUGGCAGCAAAUUGGUGACUGAACAAGUUCUAGAAUACUUCGGUACGGUAAAGCCCUGGAAGAAACAGGCCACUGUGCAGAGUGCAAAGGCCAUUGACAAGUUACAUGUUCUGCCUUUAUUCUCAAAUGUUCAUAUUGGUAUACUAAUUUUAUUGCUGGUUGUCCUUGUCCAGCUCUACAACGCGAUGCGGCAGCAGUCUGACUUAGCCAUAUAA
Molecule: messenger RNA, 1671 nt
Organism: Bacidia gigantensis
Lineage: Eukaryota; Fungi; Ascomycota; Lecanoromycetes; Lecanorales; Ramalinaceae
Product: ATP-binding cassette transporter CGR1
Exons: 2
Coding region: 1-1671 (556 amino acids)
Biological process (GO): carotenoid biosynthetic process
Molecular function (GO): oxidoreductase activity
Source: RefSeq, a predicted model, not a curated record